This is a messenger RNA of Mercenaria mercenaria, 1709 nucleotides long. RefSeq lists its product as uncharacterized. The transcript is spliced from 5 exons. The record is from RefSeq and is a predicted model, not a curated record. The coding region runs from base 127 to 1302 and encodes 391 amino acids. Lineage: Eukaryota; Metazoa; Mollusca; Bivalvia; Venerida; Veneridae.
AUACACUCCUGCGUUGUAUUUUGCAACAGUUGUUUACACAACAAAUUCAUUGAUACGGUAGACUUUAUAAGCGUUUUAUUGUGGAACAGUUAGCUUGAUUUUUAUACUGAGAGUGUAAAAAAGAAAAUGCAGGGAUCUACACAGGAGAAUGACGAAAACGAAAUAGCAAGAGUGAGGAGGCGAUAUAUGAUACUGUUCGUUGUCAAAUGCCUGCUGGGUAUUCUACUACUUAUACUUGGCGGUGUAGCCGUAAAAUAUACUAAGGGACAGAAGGACACAUUUGGUCCUCCGUAUUUUGUUGGAGCCUUUAUCGUUGGAUGCGCAAUGAUCCUAGCAAGCCUGAUGGAUUUUUUCAUGUACCGAAAGUUCACCUCCAACGACUCGGCCAUACUGCAAAGUUUAUCACAAUAUGCUUGCAUUGAAGUUAUCCUUACUGUUAUUACAAUUAUUGGCGGAGUUAUUGGCAUCUUCUUCGUAUCAAUAUUUGGUGUUCCGAAGUGUGACCCUUCAGAUUUCUUCAGCCACUGUAAUUAUACAGCCAACCGGUAUACAAAUCAAUGCCUUGCAAUAGGCAUCCUAACAUCUCUUCUAGUUAGUGAAAUAAUAGCAGUUGGAAGCAUCGUGAUACACUAUCGUAGUUGUAAAGGUCUCGCUCCGUACAAUAUGCUGAAAGCUAGGCAGCGAAGACUUGAUCCUCCUUAUAAUUUUUAUGUUGCGGGAGGGGUUGGAAAUGUUGUCAUGACAACAGCUCCUGAACCGAGACCUUUAGCUGGUGGUUUUGGUGCUAAUCGUAACUACGAUAGUUAUAGUGCAGACACACAAAUUACAAUUGAUGGUAACGUUAUAGAUAAAAAUAGGGGCGGGUUUUCUGGAGCCAUCAUACACCCACCAGAGAAUGCUAGUGUUGUACAUCCACCAGUGGGGUAUUCUCAGUACCCGAGUGUGACCAACCAAAAUACGCUGUAUUAUCAUGAAGGUCAAGGCAGUACCUCAGGAGCAUCUGUACAUCAAUUACAAGAACAGAAUAGAUUACUAAGGGAGCAGAUUGCGCUACAACAACAACUUCAUUUAAUGCAGCAACAGCAACAGCAGCAGCCACAACAACAAAGUGCAUUGUCAACAUCACUGCCGCCGCCGCCUCCGAGUUAUGAAUCUUGCAUGCAAGAUCCAGGCCAGAUGAAGUUCCUUCAAGAGCAAAAUGAAGAAUUACAAAAUAGAUACCAGAGUCAACAACAACAAUUAACGAAAGAGGUACCGUUUUCUAGUGACAGAAACACCACACCUUCAGCUCCGCCUAUGUGACACUUCCUGCAUUCAGCACGACUGUAUGAAUGUGACAUAUUAAGCGACCUGUAUGAAAGUGACACAUUACGCGACAUGUAUGAAAGUGACAUAUUACGCGACCUGUGUGAAAGCUAACUGUGGACGUUAGAGUCAGGACUUCAGUUUAUCAGAAAGAUUUAAACAUACUCUCAGAGUAGAAACAGGUAGCUAUGGUAGAUGCAGUGACUUGUAAAAGAGUCUCUAUUUCGGAUCCAUCUUAAAACCCGGAAAGGAACAAUGUAAAGUUGCAAAACAAGAAAGGCCGACAAAGAAGAUGAACAUCAGUUGUGAUAAUGUCUAAAAUACUCUAUAGUGCAUGUCGAUAACAUUACAUCCCUAUGACUUAUAUAAAAUUCUAGUAUGUUGGCGUUUAUUGCACUAUUACA